AUGGGAGAGAGAACGAAUGGAAAGAAGAGGAAGAAGGAAAAAUAUGGUGGUAAAGGGGCUAACUCUAAUCUCCAGAUCAAAAAAGGAGGAACUGGAGCGCUGAUUCCAAAAGACUCUGAGAGUAGAAGUGAAAGUGGAAGGGCUAGAAAAAAGGCAGAAAGGAGGAUGGCUGGUCAGAGUGGAAGACUUGGAUCAGAAAAUAAUGAAACACAUUUGGAGGCGAAAGGUAUGAAGAGAAUGCGGGAGAAGUUGAACUCAAAAUUCGAAUGGUUCGGGAAAGAAGCCAAGAGAAUUCAUAAGAGGGGAAAGGCCAGCGGGGGACAUCUAGUAGGCAUAAGGAAGACAUUGAAAGCAGACUGGAUAGUAGAGGAAUGGGAAUAUGGAAUGAAACUGAGGAUCCAAGAAAGAGAAAGCAGAGAGAGUUACAGGGUAAUAACCAUCUACAACAACGUCAGGAAAAACUUAAAAAGAGCACUGGGGAAGAUGGACGAACUGGUGGAGGACUCGGAGGGGUCAGAGGAGAGACUGAUUAUCGUAGGUGACUUAAAUGCAAGAUCAGGAGAGCUACAGGAAGUAGCAGAUUGCGGAUGGAAAGAAGAGAUAAGGCUAACAGAAAGGAAAUCACAAGACAAGACGAUAAGAGGAGAAGGGAAGAAGCUAAUGGAAUGGUGUGAGGAGAGGGCACUCUUAGUUCAAAAUGGAAGGGCCAGGAGGGACGAGGAGGGAAAAAUAACGUUUGUAGGGGAAGGAGCGGGACUGGGGAGUGUCUUGGAUUACGUGCUGGUCAAGAUGGAAGGAAACGAAGCACCGAGCUGGUUCAUGGACAUGGAGAUGAGGAAACAGGAGGGAUCAGACCAUCUACCGAUCAUAUUCAGGGUGGAAUGGAACGAGGAGGAGAGAGUAAAGGCCGAAAAAAGAGAGACUCAACAAAAACGACUGAGAUGGAAGGAAGAGAGGGCGGAGGACUUCAAGAAGAAUUGGAGCAAAAGGUGGACAGAAUCAGGAGGAGAGAAGGGACAGAACGUAGGGGAGAGAUGGGAGAAACUGGUGAAGGUAACGACUGAAACAGCACAGGAGGUGAAGAUGACGGUGAGCGGCGGACGAAGAGACCUGGCAGCCUGGGAUAAUGGGCAAUAUGAGAAAGAAAGACGGGUAAUGUUUAAAAGCUUAAAGAAAUUCAGGAAAAAAAGGGAUUGGGAAACUAAAAGGAAAUNAGAGAAGGGAAAGAACCUAGGGGAGAGAUGGGAGAAACUGGUGAAGGUAACGACUGAAACAGCACAGGAGGUGAAGAUGACGGUGAGCGGCGGACGAAGAGACCUGGCAGCCUGGGAUAAUGGGCAAUAUGAGAAAGAAAGACAGGAAAUACAACCAGUCGAAGAAAAAGCUUUGAAAACUGAGGUCAGGGCUUGUGAUGGAAUGGAUACAGGAAAAGCAGAGGAAAGUAGCACAGGGGAGGACAAUGGCAGACUGGUGGAAGGCGAUGAACUGGUUUAG
Molecule: messenger RNA, 1494 nt
Organism: Diachasma alloeum
Lineage: Eukaryota; Metazoa; Arthropoda; Insecta; Hymenoptera; Braconidae
Product: golgin subfamily A member 6-like protein 22
Exons: 3
Coding region: 1-1494 (497 amino acids)
Molecular function (GO): catalytic activity
Source: RefSeq, a predicted model, not a curated record